GACCUACAGCUAUGCACAGCCAAGCAUCACAUCAUACGACAGCCUCAACUUUAGCUAGAAGCACGUCCACAGUUGCUUCAGACAAUCAUUAUUCAUCUCCCUGCCAACAAUACCUUCGGAUGGAUUUAGCAACAAGCAUUUGAAAUUGGCACCAUCUUUUACUGAAUUGCUGCCAUCGGCAGAACUCAAAUCGAAGUAGUAACAGCCUGGGAACAGGAUAUGCUACAGUAGGAGACCUUCAAGCAAACACACCUGAGACAACACUGCUCAGACAACUGCAAAGAUGCCGCUUUUCGGCUGGAUGAAAUGGCCAAAAAACGAUCCCUACAAAUCCUCAAGGUAUCCUGGAUCAGAGUUAGUUACGAAAACCCUGCUGAGGGAAUUGAAAUGGCACCUGAAAGAGCGUGAAAGGUUAGUGCAGGAGAUUGAAAACGAACAAAAAGUCCAGAAAACUGGCAUGGAUUACAACUGGUUGAAGAACUACCAAAAUCCUCAAGCAACAAUUCCAGCUACUGAGCAGCGGCAGCUCGAAGUUCUGUGCUCUCAAAUCCAACCCUGCCAGACUGGAACUGUUCUCAGCAGAUUUCGUGAAGUUUUGGCAGAAAAUGAUGUUUUGCCUUGGGAAAUCGUCUACAUAUUCAAGCAAGUUUUAAAGGAUUUUCUUACUACGAUUGAGAGAGAAAACCAACAAGAGCAACUGGUAAAUGUGUGGAAUACAAAUUGCUCCAAACAUUGUGGAGACAGUUCGAACAGAUCAGAGAAGGAGGAAAUCCCCACAGUUUCAAGUUACGUCGACAAAAACACACAAAGCAUGUUUCCCACUUUCUCUGAUAGGAUCUGGAACCUACCGUACUACUACCCAUCGAGUUAAGUUGCUUUGUGUCUCCUUCCUCUGUAGCUAUCUGCCUUCCUUCGCUGUGGUUGCCAUCCACAAGCAUAGCAAUAAGAAAUGUGACAUAAUCCCUUUUUUUACCUUAUGGGUUCAGAAACUAAAAUCCUUGAUUACAGCUAGUAUGCAUUAUAUAAUAUAAACUUGUAGUAUGAACUCUCUCCUCUUACCUGCAACAUCCCUUAAAGCUGUUGUGAUUGAAGGAACCUUUUAACCCAAAAUGUAGAUGUUGCUGAUAAAAGAAGCAUUUUAUUUUUGGCUUAUCUGUAGGUAUAGAAGCAUAAACAAGAACAGACUGAUUUCUGUAUUUCGGAAUAGCACCACUCUACAAACUGUUAGGCAACAACUUCUGUAUUUACCACGUAGUUUCUAAGCUCUAUGGGCAAUUUAUACAAUGUAAGAUUUCUUUAGUACAUCUGAUGUUAUAUUAAAUGGAUAAGUACCUUUUGGA
This is a messenger RNA of Coturnix japonica (Japanese quail), 1340 nucleotides long. RefSeq names its product RD3 like (gene RD3L). The record is from RefSeq and is a predicted model, not a curated record. NCBI's taxonomy places the organism in Eukaryota, Metazoa, Chordata, Aves, Galliformes, Phasianidae.